AUGAUUGAUCCUCGGUGUAUGGAGGUUUCAGACCAGCCCAGCGUAGGGCUCGACCGCCUGAAGGUGAAGAAGUACAGCUUCAAGUCUACGACCGCAGCCAUCAAAGGACAGCGCGUUCCAGACGCUCUUGGCCUUCCGCUCUUGCGAAUCUGCACUAUACGCGGCAUACGAUACAAUGACGGCUUCGGCGAAGAAUUGAGGGGUUCUGCUCCAGAGUUCACUCGGGCCCUCAAUGCACGAGACAUCAUGAGCAACCGCAUACCGCAUAUCGAGAACACCGACGAGGACACCCCUUAUUGCAUUUGGCAUCCAAACACCGCACUGGAAGCGACUUACCGUGAGAUUGCGCAUAAGUAUCCACACAUGCGCUAUCAAGUUGGUCGCGCCUGUGCAGUCGCCGGCUACACCGAACUCUUCCUGGAGCUAAACUUGCGCCCAGAUGCGCACAUCGCCGAAGAAGCUCGAGAGGCAGGUCAUAUGGCAAUCUAUGGCCACAUCAUGGCCAAGCCAUCAGUCUACAGCAUCAUGGACGACUACAACAGGACUGUCAACAGCGCCACGCCAGACGUGUCAUGCUUAAAUGGCGACACUGCAGUCUGCUCAUCGCUAGACAUCAAGCAGGCGUUCACAGAAGCAACAGUGCCUGAGAUCAUCGAUGGAGAGGAGUUUCCCGGCUUCUUGGAAGAUGCUGGUUACGUGGAGAACACCUUCGAUAUCACAGAGGACAUGUGCAUCGACAUCACAACAAGCGAGGGCCCAUCUCACCUCACCGCCGAAGCUGUCGCUCGUAGGAAGACAUUGAUCGGCCUCCUGACAGAGUCACUCCCGACUCACCUUCCAACUGUAGACAAGGACCUACCCAUCUGCAUGGCAGCCUACAAUGGAGAUAUUGACAGGUAUGGUCGCCUCAGACGACCAAAGAUGGUCGAGGGAGAGCCUCAGUGUUGCGUUCGCGGCAUCUACCACAACACCAUGUUUGCGAUAUGGUGGUCGAAGCAGACUCUGCCAGCAGAUGACGAAGGCGCUCUCUCCAAAGCCAUCUGCGCACGCUUCAUCAUGAACAACGUCCUCUCCAAAGUCUCCUCCGACAACUUACCCUACCUGAUUUGGUACCCUACCGUCGCGGCGCCAACGACCUACCGCAAAGUCGCCCAGAUUGUACCUCAGACAAUCCCACAAGUCUUGAGGGCUUGCAUCGUCGCCGACUACGUUGACCUCUUCGACGAGCUGUCCACAGACGCAAUACCCGACGAUGCCAUCCUGAAAGAAGCUGCACUAAGCCCCAAUCGACACUACGAGCAGGCUCUCCUGGCUCGAGUUGCUGUCGCGGGAAAGCGGAAGAUCGCGCCGUACGAAGAAUGGAAGCUUGGCACUCAUCGCGAGCUAAACGGCUCCGCCAUAGAUGUCCCCAUGUCAAGGGUCUGGCUCGCACCUUCGACCCAUCCCUAUACUCUUUACAACGUUCAUAGGGGCGAUGUGAGUAGGCUGGAGCUGUUGGCGUGUUUGCCUGAAGAGUGGAGGAUUGGAGUCGAUGACGAGGAUACUGAGAAGGAUGUCGACUACAUCGAUCAUCCUUUGGAGUUGAACGUGUAA
Messenger RNA from Zasmidium cellare ATCC 36951, 1593 nucleotides. RefSeq lists its product as uncharacterized. The record is from RefSeq and is a predicted model, not a curated record. Bases 1 to 1593 code for a protein of 530 amino acids. The transcript has a single exon. NCBI's taxonomy places the organism in Eukaryota, Fungi, Ascomycota, Dothideomycetes, Mycosphaerellales, Mycosphaerellaceae.